This is a messenger RNA of Trypanosoma grayi, 1554 nucleotides long. RefSeq lists its product as hypothetical. The record is from RefSeq and is a predicted model, not a curated record. The transcript has a single exon. NCBI's taxonomy places the organism in Eukaryota, Euglenozoa, Kinetoplastea, Trypanosomatida, Trypanosomatidae. Bases 1 to 1554 code for a protein of 517 amino acids.
AUGCAACACACCACAGACACGGAGGCCGCAACGCCGCACAGUGAUCGUGGCGCGGCUGUGCUCUCGCCACCAGCGCAUGAUGCAGUAGAGGAAGAUGCUCCAAAGGCACCACCGCUUCUGCCUUCAGCUGAUGACAACCCACCGGCGCCGUGCUACGAUGAGGAGCGUGAACCGAGCGUCGCUACGAUGCGUGCGACUGCCACCCAUACGGGUGAGGCGCAGCAGACCGUUGUUGAUGCGACUUUGUCCCGCGACGAGAACACCGAGAGGUCGGCGUUAACGGAACGGCAGGAACAACCAAGUCAGCAAGAGGCGGAGACCGGCCCUGCCGACGUGGAGGAGGAAGAACAAAGAGAAGGGGACGAGGAAAAGGAAGACGAAGAAGAACAAGUGGAAGAAGAAGAAGAGAGAGAGGAGGAAGAGGAAGAAGAUCAGGAAGAGGAAGAAGAUGAGGAGGAGGACGAUUUGAGGGAUGAGGAAGAGACCUACGACGAGGAGAACGAUGAGGAAUUCAACGAGGAGGAGGAGGAGGAGGAUUAUGCGGGCGAUGAGGAGCAGGAGGAGGAAGAGGAGGGCGACUACGAGCCACCGGGCGAUGAGGACCAGAGUGCCGCGUCCAAAAAGGGCACGUUCUUCAUCCGCGGCAGGCGGUACGCGGCAUCUGCCUUCGUGCACAACNUGGGCUUCACGGCGGCGCAGAAGAAACUGCGCGGGAAUCCCAAGGCAACGGUCACCAUGUGCACCCUCCCGCGCCCGCACAAUAUCCUGAAGUGCCCCAAGCUCCACCUGACCAACCGAGCGGUGAUGGUGGGUGACUGCUAUGUGCGCAUCAACAUGCUGGUGAACAAUCCGGCGCGCGUUGCUUUGCUCAGCAAGCCGUCGCAGGCGGCCGGGACUGCAUUCUGUACUGAUGCUGAUGCUGCAGGAAGCGAGGGGCACGACGCCACCACAUGUACGGCGCUGCACCUUCUUCCCGGCAUCGUCUUCGUGGGAAGCCCCGAGCUGAAGGUCGGCUACUUUGAAGCGGAGCUUCAUGACAACAUCGCCCUGCAACGUCUAAAGAGUGGCACCGACACGUGUGGCCGUUGGUGCCGGACUCGGCGUUCUCACGUUGUGGUGAAGUGCUCCUUUGUGCACUACAACCGUGGCAGCACGUACACAGAGGCCCCGCGGCAACCAUCAAUGCCACUGGCUGUCGUGCCUAGUCUGCGGCCUCGACUGCCGCGGCCGGCGGUGAGUGGAGGCCGUGGAGGCCGUGGUCGUGGUGGCCGUGGUGGACGUGGACGUGGGGGCAGAGGCGGCGGAAGAGGCAGGGGCUAUGGCCGUGGUGGUAGUGGCGGUGGCCGCGGCAUCCUGCGGCAUCCCGCGGCGCAGCCGCUGUUUUCUCCAGCAACUGCCGUGGCUAAUGUAGAUGAUGACCUCGGGGGUUCCGUGACUGGCAUGGGCUCUCCCCUGUCAGAGGACACUGUGCAGGCGCGUAAGGAGCAGUUUCUGAAUAUAAUGCUUCUAUUGUUGGGAUUUAUUGUCACAGUACUGGCGUACCUGCUGAGUUGA